This is a messenger RNA of Paramecium octaurelia, 519 nucleotides long. The record is from the annotation of a GenBank genome assembly. NCBI's taxonomy places the organism in Eukaryota, Ciliophora, Oligohymenophorea, Peniculida, Parameciidae.
AUGAUCAACUCAACUUUGUUCAGCAAACCUAAAUAGAGAUAAAUCUAUUUAAUUUAUGCAUCCCGUAAUCAUACUCAACCGAAAUCCACUCCACGCACUCAUCUUAAAUUACCUAACUGCUCUCCUAGAAUUAAUGAUAAUAAAUCAAAAAAAACCAAUAGCUUUUAUAUUCAUAAAAUGCAGAGAUCACAAUAACAGAGUCCUGUUGUUAGAUAACCAAUUCGAAACAGAGAUUCAAGUGAAAGUUUCAUGAGGGAUUUAGAAUUAUCUGGCAAUGAAGAUUUGAAAGACAUUAACAAGAGUCUGUUAUUGACUUCACAAGAGAUCAACAAGAAGAUGCAAUUUAAUAUCGAAUCAUAUUUAAAUAAUACUCUAAAAUCAAAAAGGAUCAAUCAAAACCUUAAUAAUAUGAUUGAUUUUGAUUUGACCCAAGAUAAUAAUUCAAUUCACUCCUUUGAGUUCUCGAGAAGUCGCAGAGAAACUCCUCUUCAACCAAUUAGGGUUUAUUAUAAAAAGUGA